Gambusia affinis (western mosquitofish) is the source of this 2935-nucleotide messenger RNA. RefSeq names its product equilibrative nucleoside transporter 2. Gene Ontology annotation, molecular function: nucleoside transmembrane transporter activity. The transcript is spliced from 13 exons. The record is from RefSeq and is a predicted model, not a curated record. NCBI's taxonomy places the organism in Eukaryota, Metazoa, Chordata, Actinopteri, Cyprinodontiformes, Poeciliidae. Bases 686 to 2062 code for a protein of 458 amino acids. Gene Ontology annotation, cellular component: basolateral plasma membrane; plasma membrane. Gene Ontology annotation, biological process: adenine transport; hypoxanthine transport; guanine transport.
CUCCUGAUGUUAGUGGGAUUCUGCUCUGUCGAUAAAUCCAUCAGGUUUUAUUUAGAGAGCUCUUUUGAAUGCAGUCGGAUGUAACAAAGUGUCUCUCAGAGGUUUAAAUCAACAGGAAGAAAUUAGUGAUACUUGAUUUGAUGACUGGAAUAAAGAAUGAUCUGAAAUGUAGAAGAAACAGACAGAUGUAGUGGAAAAAGUACAUUGUCGGACACAAAACAAUUUAUUCUGACAAUUUGAGAAGUGUGUAAAACAUAAUGUUUAGAAAUGCAUCGAUUGCAGUUUCCUGACUGAAGCUGAUUUUGCUCUUCGCCGAUGCCAGUGUUUUUUUUCUUUUUUCGUUUUGCUUUGUUCUUGAAAAAGUCGCUUAGUCGGCAACAGUGGGUUGACCAUAAUUAAACGCUCACGUUCAGAUGUGAUGCAGUAGGUGGGUCUGUUGGUCAGUCCUCUCUCACAGCAGAUGUCUGAGGACAGCGGUUGACUUCUCAGACAUUUCCAGAGGCGGAUCAGAUCGGCGGAUCAGAUCGGUUUCGCAUGUAAGGCUGAGGCAAUUAAUCGGGUUAAUCAUGAUGAAUAGAUUAUUGAAAUGUCAGCUAAUUUAGUAAUCAAUUAUUAACUGAACAAGAAAAGGACAUUUGCUGAAAGAGGAACAUUCAGAGCAAUAGCAGAAACUCCAAACGUCAAUAUGAAAGUCCGACCCGACACACCGAAGGACCGAUGCUGCUUGGUGGGAAUCUUUUUCUUCAUUCUAGGCCUGGGAACGCUGCUGCCAUGGAAUUUCUUCAUGACUGCCUCACUGUAUUUCCAAAGCCGCCUCAACAACACGGAGCUGAUGAACGGGACGUCGGUCAGGAAGGAGUAUCACUUCAACAACUGGAUGACCUUUCUGUCCCAGCUGCCCCUGCUGGUCUUCACUCUGCUCAACUCCUUCAUGUACCACAGGAUAUCGGAGGCCAUCCGCAUCGCAGGCAGCCUCGUCUUCAUCCUGCUGUUCUUCAUCCUCACCGCAGUCCUGGUGAAAGUGGACAUGGAUGAGGAUCUCUUCUUCUCUGUCACCAUGGCGAUCAUCUGGUUCAUCAACUCGUUCGGCGCCGUUCUGCAGGGCAGCCUGUUCGGUCUGGUCGGCCUGCUGCCGCAGAACUACAGCGCCGUCUUCAUGAGCGGCCAGGGCCUCGCCGGGACCUUCGCCGCCAUCGCCAAUCUGCUCGCCACAGCCAGUGACGCAGACUCUGAAUCUGCAGCUUUGGGUUACUUUAUCACGCCCUGCGUGGGAACUCUGGUCACCCUGUUGAGCUACCUGCUGCUGCCACGCAUGGAGUUUGCUCGGUUUUAUCUGAACAGAAGCAGCAAGUAUGAAAAAAGCGCAACGGACAAGCUGCUGACUGACGGAGCCUCUCUGGAGAACGAGAAGCUAAACGGCCACGCUAACGGCGCGGUGGCCACCGUAGCCCUCAACAGCAGCAGUCGGGUGGAGGCCAAGCUGGAAACCAGUCCAGACAGGAGCGAACAGGCCGACAGCUCUGCAGACAAAGCCUCAGUGAUGGAGGUGUUUAAAAAGAUUUGGGUGAUGGCGUUCUGCGUGACGUUUACAUUCACCGUCACUCUGUCCGUGUUCCCCGCCAUCACUGUCGAUGUCAAAACAGCAUUCCCACAUGGAAAAUGGCAACGCUACUUCAUCGCGGUGUGUUGCUUCCUGGUUUUCAACAUUAGCGACUGGUUUGGCCGGAGCGUCACUACGUGGAUACGCUGGCCUGGUAAAGAGUCUCGUGUGUUCCCGGUCCUGGUGGUCUCCAGGGUGAUCUUCAUCCCCCUGCUGAUGUUCUGUAACGUCGAGCGGCGCACCUACCUGCCCGUCCUCUUCUCCCACGACGCCGCCUUCACCCUCAUCAUGGCGCUCUUCUCCCUGUCCAGCGGUUACUUCGUGUGCCUCUCCAUGUCCUACGCGCCGCAACUGGUGGAGCCUAAAAACGCAGAGACUGCAGGAGCCCUGAUGACCUUCUUCUUGGCCCUGGGUCUGUCCGUCGGGGCCGCCCUGUCCUUUCUCUUCAGGAGUCUGGUGUAGUUCCCAUAGAAACGGCACGGUAACGCACCUCCACGCUCCUCGGAGGAGUGGCUGUCGGUUUGUUUAGAAACGCGUCCAAGAUUGGUUUUCAUUUGAAUCUAAACUGGUUCUGUUCAGCAUGUCGUUACGGUGGAACACAGAAACAUUUGAGGACUUUCAAUCCAGAACAAUCCGUAGAUCAUUCUGAAACCAUGUCAGUUUUAUUUGUUUUCAUCACUUGUUUUAAGACAAAUAUUUUUGUAUUUUUUUUUAAUUUGUACAUUGUCGUUUUGCAAUGAGUGGAACAGGAAGUAUUGCUGAACAAAACCCCCGAAAAAACAGGUACUACAACAGGAUUGCAGAAGCUAAUGUGAUGGUAAAUACUGCCAUCUGGUGGCUACAAUGUGUAUUAAAACGCUGGCAUGUUGCCACAUUGACUAAUCAGUACCAGGAUUGUUUAUCUCUGAUUUUAUUUUCUCAUCACUUUUACUGGUGAGGUGCCUUUUUUAUUUUUAUUUUUUUUUAUGUGUUUUUACAUUCUUUCCCAGCCUGCAGCUUCACAUGGACUCCAUGUGAUCAGCUGCUGGGCUUAUUUCCUGAUUAAAGACCAAGCUUUUAGUUUCAAACUUUCAUUCUUUUAAAUAAAAAAAAAACAAAAAAAAUAAAAAAACAUAACUGUUUUUCCGUACUCAAAAUUCCCCAAUUUUACUUAUUUAUUUAUUUAACAUUUAAGUCUAAAAUCUGAACUUUUUAACUGCUCAGCCAACGUUUGGGUUUUAUCUAGAGAUUCCACAUCUGAGGGGGAAAAAAUGCUGGAAUCUGUUUUUGAUUUCUCUUAAAGUGUUGAAAAUAAAAUGGUUUUUUUUUUUUUUUUUUUUUUCUUUUUUUUUUAAA